Messenger RNA from Paramisgurnus dabryanus, 2345 nucleotides. RefSeq names its product splA/ryanodine receptor domain and SOCS box containing 4a (gene spsb4a). Gene Ontology annotation, molecular function: protein binding. Gene Ontology annotation, cellular component: SCF ubiquitin ligase complex. Lineage: Eukaryota; Metazoa; Chordata; Actinopteri; Cypriniformes; Cobitidae. Gene Ontology annotation, biological process: proteasome-mediated ubiquitin-dependent protein catabolic process. The record is from RefSeq and is a predicted model, not a curated record.
CUGAUGUCCCUGCUUGAUGAGAUCAGCGGAUCACUUUUCAUCAUGAGACGGCUCUCACUCUGCUGUCCGCACAACCGUCUCGCCUCUUUCUCUCUCUCUCUGUUUGCCUUCCUUUCUCUCUUUUUCUCCCUCCGACCUUGAGCUGCGGAGCCGGGAGUGCACAAGGAGUUUAGGAGCCGUGUGUGACCAGGAACCGGAGCACGUAGUGGGACGGAGGCUUUGACACGGCAGGGAUUAACCUCAGGGAGGGGGUGGGGGGGUUACAUCUUUUGGGAAAAGCUUCUUUUCUCCUUCCUCAGCAGGGAGAGGGUGAGAUAAACAGAGAAAGAAGUAGUGUGCGAUCUUCACAAAGAGAGGAGCCGCUCUUGUCCUUUAUUCCUACGGGUCUCCUUUUUCUUCCUUGUACACGGAGCGACAACAGGAUACAGGAGUUCUGCUGGGAAGACCACCUCAACAGUUUUCGUGGUUUCCGUAAGGCUGGCACUCUCACCGCCGACGUGUUUGGAGGCCUCAGGCUGACAUCUUGCCGCUUUAAUGAGGUAACGGCGAAGCCUGGAAACCCAGCCCCUGCGUCACACCACCCCCUUCCCUUUCCCCUUCUCCCUACCCCUCUCCACCCAGCGAAGCCAUGGGCCAGAAGAUCUCAGGAAGCAUAAAGUCCGUAGACGUGCGUGGGGAACCAUCCUUCAGGCCCCUGAGGAGAGAGUUGAGAGGGCCGGACUUCUUUAAGCCUGCCAGAUUGGACUUACUGCUGGACAUGCCCCCUGCUCCGAACGAGCAGCAGCUUCGACACGCCUGGAACCCGGACGAUCGUUCCCUCAACAUCUUCAUCAAGGACGACGACAAACUCACCUUCCAUCGCCACCCGGUCGCCCAGAGCACCGAUGGCAUACGUGGACGGGUGGGUUACACACGAGGACUCCACGUUUGGAGAAUCCAUUGGCCUGUCAGGCAACGGGGCACGCACGCAGUGGUAGGCGUGGCCACGGCAGAAGCCCCGCUACACUCCGUCGGCUACACCUCGUUAGUUGGCAGUGAUGCCGAGUCCUGGGGCUGGGACCUGGGACGUAACAAGCUCUACCACAACAGUAAGAACAGACCGUCGUCUUCUGCUCCCACCUACCCGAGCUUCCUGGAGCCAGAGGAGGCCUUUGUGCUGCCUGAUGCCCUAAUGGUGGUGCUGGACAUGGAUGAGGGCACAUUAAGCUUUAUGGUGGAUGGACAAUACCUUGGCGUGGCCUUCAGAGGCCUUAAGGGCAAAAAGCUGUACCCCAUCGUCAGUGCAGUGUGGGGUCACUGUGAGAUCACUAUGCGCUACAUCAAUGGCCUAGAUCCGGAGCCUUUGCCUCUGAUGGACCUGUGUCGACGUGCAGCGCGGCUGGCUCUAGGGCGUGAGCGUCUACAGGAGAUCGAAACCUUGCCUCUGCCUCAAUCUCUGAAGAAUUACCUCCAGUACCAGUGAGAGCAGACCUUCACGUAGAGACACCGAGAGGACGCCUGAGGUGCUACUGUAACGCCACCAUCAGGCCGCGGAGGAAAAAUGUUUACAUUGUGGCUCACUGGUGGAAUUUGAGUUUUGUUUGUUUUGUUAAUUUUCAUGAGUUUAAAUUAUUGAUGGCUUUGAAAGAAAAACGGAGAACAGUGUUACAGGAAUAAAACCGCACGUACAGCGCCUCCAGAUGUACGUCUCGCCCCGGAGAAUACAACGGGUGGUGGAGUUUCACAAGCACAGUAACCUUGGGAUGCCUUUGAAAGCUCACAGUAAUAAUCUUUCGCUCUUGUCCUGGAUGUUACUGUAGAUCGGGCCCACCUGUCCUCGAGUCAACAUCUCAAAUCCUUCGAAGGUGCCGAUACGUGCGCACAAAAACACCAGGGAGCAUUAAUAUAUAUAUAUAUAUGAACUGACAGCAAGGACACCUUAUGCAUACGCACAUAUACAUCCAACAAUCAUAUACGCAUUCGACUUUAAUUUUCUUCCUCCGUGGGCUCGAGUCACUUUUUUCUAUCUGAAUUUGUACCUUGAUUUUAUUGUGCGUGUGAAUUUUUUUCUAGUUCUGACGAUUCUUUCGAGAUGUUUUGGCUUUGAUUUUAUUUAUCAGGUUCUAGUUCCUUUUUAAUGAACUGAAUGUGCGAGCAGGCACAUAGAUGAACACUAUCGUACUCAUCACACAUGGCUUUCUAUUUUAAACUGGGAUGCUGCUUUUAUUAUUAUUAUAAUUAAUAUUAUUAUUCUGUCUGAAUGCUCAGAUGGAAGUCUGGUUGUCUGAUGCACACAGUGGAAUGUAAAGGUCUUGCUAGCGUUAGCAUAUUUGAAAUGUGAAUAAAAGCCAAGUGAAUGAGAAGGA